Aptenodytes forsteri (emperor penguin) is the source of this 1452-nucleotide messenger RNA. Its product is annotated as probable 2-ketogluconate reductase. Gene Ontology annotation, cellular component: cytosol. Gene Ontology annotation, molecular function: glyoxylate reductase (NADPH) activity; NAD binding; hydroxypyruvate reductase [NAD(P)H] activity. Bases 74 to 1261 code for a protein of 395 amino acids. NCBI's taxonomy places the organism in Eukaryota, Metazoa, Chordata, Aves, Sphenisciformes, Spheniscidae. The record is from RefSeq and is a predicted model, not a curated record. The transcript is spliced from 7 exons.
UGGUCAAUUCUUUGGUUGGUGUCCACGUGUUCCAUUUAGCACACUGGACAAGACAUCUGAUACCUGAAUAAUUAUGUUCAGGAGCAAAGCAUUCGGUCUGUUAAAACCGAUUCCCUCAAUGUCUGGCCAGCCAAAUUUGGCUUAUAAAUUUAUUCAUCCAGCUAUUGCUUCUCAUGGAUAUCACUGUCACAGGAGAAGUGUGGAUUACAGACAGAGGUACAAGACAUGCCCAGGUAGUGCUGGAGGACGAACAGUAAGCGCUCCUCAGACCAAGGUCAUGGCAGAAGAGUUGCCAGGUGUUUUGAUUCUGGAUAUAGGAGGAACUCAUGGUGUGCUAGAAAACCUUGCAGCACUUUUGAAGAAACACUUUCGCCUUAUCACCAUGAAGGAAUUUCUUGAAAACAAAAAAGAAAUGAGCAAAAAAAUCCAAUCUGUUUUCGUGUUUGAGUGCAGGCCAACUAUUGACCAGGAGCUUCUAGAAAGCCUGCCUAAUUUAAAAGUAAUUGGAAACUCUGGGGUUGGAGUUGAUCACUUAGACUUGAAAAUGAUUUCUAACUUUGGCGUAAAAGUGACCAACACCCCACAGGCCGUGGCAGACCCAACAGCAGACAUAGGAAUGGCCUUGAUGCUGGCCUCUGCCAGAAGACUAGUGGAAGGCUGCCAGACUGCGGUUUCUCCAGACACGAAGUAUUUUCCUGUUGACUGGCUGGGAGUGGAAGUAACCAGAGCGACGCUUGGGAUCAUCGGGAUGGGCAGCAUUGGGUACAGAGUGGCUCAGAGAGCCAGAGCCUUCGACAUGAGGAUCCUGUACCAUAACAGGAACCGGAGAAGAAAGGAGGAGGAAGAGGCAGUUGGUGCCCACUACUGUGAGAAGAUGGAAGACUUGCUGCAGCAGUCUGACUUUGUUAUGUUGGUUGUGAACCUGACUCCUGAGACUCACAAACUGAUCGGGAAAAAGGAGCUGGGGCUGAUGAAACCCACAGCUACUCUUGUAAACAUCAGCCGAGGUGCAGUUAUUGAUCAAGAUGCAUUGGUAGAAGCUCUCCAGAAUAAGGUUAUUAGGGCUGCUGCUCUGGACGUGACAUACCCUGAGCCUCUGCCAAGAGAUCAUCCUUUAUUAAAAUUAAGUAACAUCAUCAUAACCCCUCACAUUGGAACCGCAACCGUCCAAGCUACCCGUAUGAUGGCAGAAGAAGCAAUAGCAAAUAUGCUGGCUGUUCUCAAUGGCCAACCCAUUCCAAGUGAAGUGUUUCCCAAAUGAUGUGUGCCAGAUGAUAUCACUAAAUCUCAUAUGCAUGGGAAGGCACUAUUUCUUACAAUACCACUUUAAAAAAAAGCAACCUGUUCUGCACUGCUCUUGUUGUCAUGAUACUGCAAAGCUGUCAUCUCACUAGACUUGAUCUGUACUGUUAUUUAUAAUUCUGAAAAAUUAAGUGGAACUAAUAAAAGGGA